Molecule: messenger RNA, 2512 nt
Organism: Diatraea saccharalis (sugarcane borer)
Lineage: Eukaryota; Metazoa; Arthropoda; Insecta; Lepidoptera; Crambidae
Source: the annotation of a GenBank genome assembly
CUAUUGGAUAAUAUCUUUUCCAAUAGUUUAAUCGCACGAAAUGUGUAAACAAUAGUUCCAUUAUUUCAAUUUUGUAAGAAAUAACACAAGACUAUAUAUAUAUUUUAUUAUUUCAAAUAUUAGAAUUUAAGACAAUGAAAAAGGUGAAAAUGCUGAAUCUUGUGACAAAGGAACAACUGAAGAAAUGUUUUCCGGAUUUACCAUUGGGGCCCUUGGAUGGAUAUCGUAGGAAAGCUUCUUUUGAUUGGCGUCUCAUGAAAAUGGUUUAUGAUAAUUUGAACACUAUUCAGUUUAAGCAUGAAAUUUAUAAAUUUAUGGAAGAGCACCCUUUGUUCAAACAUUCAGAUAUCACAGAGUCACUAGAUGAGCAAAGGCAUAUAACAGUGAAGCGGAUGUAUGCAUUUAACAAUGAGAAUUUUUUGAAAAUCGAAAAGAUCAUUGAAGAUGCAAGAUUGUUAGCAGCAGAGUCAGAAGCUUUAUUUAUGUUUGAUAGUUCCUUAGCAGUGAAACUGUCAUUGACCUUUCGUAUGUGUUCUAAUUCAAUACGAGGCUCUGGUCAGGCUCAUCACUUCAAGUUUGUUGAAGAUCUUGAGAAUGCCCGAAUCGGUGGAUGCUUUGCUUUAACUGAGGUGUCACAUGGCUCUAAUGCAAAAGGAAUGAGGACUACAGCUACUUAUGUACCAGAGACAAAGGAGUUCAAACUACAUACACCAGAUUUUGAAGCAGCUAAAUUUUGGGUUGGAUGUCUUGGGAAAUGUGCGACUCAUGCGAUAAUCUACGCGGUGCUGAUCUCCAAUGGCAAAAAUCACGGUCUGCAUACAUUCUUCGUUCCCAUCAGAGACCCGGUCACUCUCAAGCCUUAUCCAGGAGUCACAGUCGGUGACGUCGGCGAGAAGAUUGGACUUAACGGAGUUGACAAUGGUUUCGUAAUGUUUGACAACUAUCACGUGAGUAAAGAGGCGGCGUUGGACAAGUUGGGAGGCGUGGACGACGAUGGGAACUACACCACACCGUUCAAGGACCCCAAUAAGAGAUUUGGCGCUUCCAUGGGCAUAUUGUCAGGUGGUAGAGUACACAUCACUACUAUCUCCACCGCUUAUCUGCAGAAGGCUAUCGUGAUAGCCAUUAGGUAUUCUGCUGUGAGGAAGCAGUUCGGUCCUGAAGACAGUGAUGAGGAAUUGCCGGUUUUAGAAUACCAGCAGCAGCAAAUUAGAUUGUUACCAUAUCUGGCUGCGACGUUCGCAAUGAGGAUUUUCUGCAACUGGUUCAGCGAAACUCACGCUUCAAUGGUCAUCAACAGUUACACGGGCGUGGACGACAACGCGGCCGCGCGCGGCGUGGAGAUGCACGCGCUGUCGUCGAGCGCGAAGCCGCUGUGCGGGUGGACGGCGCGCGACGCCAUCCAGCACUGCCGCGAGGCGUGCGGCGGCCACGGGUACCUCAAGGCUGCUGGCAUAGGAGAUCUACGUAAUGACAACGACGCGAAUUGCACUUACGAAGGCGAGAACAGUCUCCUCCUGCAGCAGACCAGCAAGUGGUUGCUGAACGUGUGGACCAGGAGACAUAAGCUUACGGCCGCAGACACGCCGCUAGGGUCACUCACCUUCCUGCAGAAUGCUGAUGUACUCCUCACUGAGAAGUGCACAUGGAAUACUAUGCAGGAAAUGGUUGAUCCGGCAAAUCUAGUUCAUGCUUACAAAUGGCUGACAACAUUCGUAUUGAAGACUACUUAUGAUAAAUACAACGCGCUGAAGAAUGCGGGCAAAGGCGACUUCCACGCCAAGAACGACUCGCAGUCUUACAACGCUGUCACAUUGUCUAUCGUCUAUGGAGAGAACUAUAUAUUGAACCACUUCUACAAAUCAGCAUUGGAAUUCGAAGAUCCUCAAUGCAGGAGUGUGCUGUUGAAGCUGGUCUCUCUGUACGGUUCUUUCCUUCUGGAGAAACAUCUCGCCACACUUUACAUUGGCGGUUUCUUCAGCGGGUCCCAGGGUCAGACGUUACGUGAGGGCAUCUUGCUGAUGUGCUCCGAAGUGAAGCCUGAAGCUGUCGCGUUGGCGGACACGCUCGCGCCACCGGACUGGUGCAUCCGGUCCGUGCUGGGGCAAUCCGACGGACAGGCAUACAAACACAUCCAGAACAGUGUAAUGAGUUACCCGGGCGCCCUCUCGCGGCCCUCGUGGUGGCGCGACGUGGUACACUGGCGGUCGUACGUCACCGCCAAACUGUAGGACCAUCACACGCGCACGUACCCUACACGUCAUACAAUAAUAUUAAGACCCGCAUAUUACUAAUAUUAUUAUAUUAUCGAUAUAUAUCUGAUAUUUAAUCCUGACACUUGAAAUUAUAAUUAUUUGACAUACAGAUCUAUAUUAUACAUAUUGACAUUGUAAAUUCAAUAAUAGUUAAAUAACAAGACUAUAUAAAUUUGCAUGCUUAGUAAUAGGUGAAACAUGAUGUACAUAUUAAAAACUAACCCUGUUAUCUUAUUAACCAUGUUUAUGGCCACAUG